Molecule: messenger RNA, 896 nt
Organism: Aphidius gifuensis
Lineage: Eukaryota; Metazoa; Arthropoda; Insecta; Hymenoptera; Braconidae
Product: pollen-specific leucine-rich repeat extensin-like protein 2
Exons: 5
Coding region: 125-895 (256 amino acids)
Source: RefSeq, a predicted model, not a curated record
UUUUUUACCAGAAGGGAGUUGUUUGUAAACGUGAACGUUUACUUAUAUUUGCACUUUUUUUUUUUUUUUUCUUCAAUCAAUUGAAUAUUGUUUUUAAAUUUGGAAAUAGAAUUUAAAUUUUAGAAUGCGGCGUUUAAUAUUGGUGGUAUUGGAGUGUGUCCUGUUUUUGACAUUGUCAGUUUCGAGUGAACCAGUUACAAAACGAGAAGCUCCAUUGGAUACUUACGGGGCUCCUCCACCACAACAAAAUUUUGGUGGACCUUCUUCAUCUUAUGGGGCACCUGCACCAACUUACGGAGCACCAGCACCAACUUAUAGUGCACCAGCACCUUCUUAUGGACCACCAGCACCUUCUUAUGGACCACCAGCACCUUCCUAUGGUCCACCAGCACCUUCCUAUGGUCCACCAGCUCAAUCAUAUGGACCACCAGAACCUAGUGGUUAUGAUUAUUCACCACCACAACCACAACAACCAUCUGGUACAUGGGAAAAAAAAUUAAAAUGGAAAAUUGAAUAUAAACAAAUAUGGCAAGAAAAAAAAAAUUUAGAAUGGAAAAAAGAAUGGAAAAAAGUUCAGGUACCAGCAUGGAAAGAAAUACAAGUUCCAGCAUGGAAAGAAACACAAGUUGAACAAUGGAAAAAAGUACAAAAACCAAAAGUAAUAUGGACCGAAGAAAAUGUUAAAGUUUGGGUACCAUCAAAAAAACAAGUUUGGAUACCACAAAAAGUUAAAAUUUGGAAAGAUGAAUGGAAAAGUCAUACAGUACCAGUUUGGAAAAAAACUAAGGUGCCAGCAUGGAAGAAAGUAACAAAGCCAGUAUGGGAGAAAGUUUGGGUACCAAAUGAACAUCACGAGGAAGAACAUCAUCACGAUGAACAUCCUGGCUAUCCAUAAA